Dermatophagoides pteronyssinus (European house dust mite) is the source of this 692-nucleotide messenger RNA. RefSeq lists its product as uncharacterized. The record is from RefSeq and is a predicted model, not a curated record. NCBI's taxonomy places the organism in Eukaryota, Metazoa, Arthropoda, Arachnida, Sarcoptiformes, Pyroglyphidae.
CAAACAAUCAUUUCAUUUUAGCAGCUUUUACCCAAAAUCAUCAUCUGCCAAAUAAUUAUUUGACUUUGUCAAAAAACAAUCAUCAACCAUCAAUCAUGCAAUUCUCAGCUUUUAUCAUCAUUGUUUUAGCCAUUAUUGGUAACGUUUUGGGUCAAUCAAGCUCAUUGUUUAAUCUACCGAAACUAUCUGAAAUACCAUCAUUUAAAAAUCAUUUUAAUCCAUCCAUUCAAUCAAGUUUGGCUAAUAUUGAUGGUUGUAUGCCUGUUCCAUUACCAAAUCCAUUAAAUUUGGAUAUAAGUGUUUGUGGAAAUGCUGCUACAUUCUUAUCCAAUGGUUGUAUACGUAUUAAUCGAUUACCAUAUGGUUAUUCAUUAUCAAUUUGUGCUGCCAAUACAAAUGGACGACCACAAUCACAACAACAAAAACCAUUACCAUCCAAUUGUAUUCCAUUCACUAUUCCAAUGGGUUAUAAAGCAAUUCUUUGUUCACCAUGAUUCAUUAUUAACCCCACAGGAAAAAAAAUGGUUUAUUUUUCAUUAUUUUGCAGCCAAAACCAAAAAAAAAACUUUUGUAAUCAUCAUUUGACUUUUUAUGUAAUCCACAAAAAUAUCAAUUUUCUAAUGUAAAAUUUUUGAUCAAAAAAUACAAUUUUUUUUAGCAUUUUUCAAUAAUAAAGAUUUUUUAAAACAAAA